UGCUCCAAGUUUUUACUUUUUCUUUUGUUUUUUAGUUGCCGCUCUGCAGAUUCAUUUCAUUCCGCCUAAAAGACAUUAGUGAGAGUCCAGCUUCUGCAAUGGAGUUAAAAAUAAUACUGGCCAUAGCCGGUGGUGUCCUCCUUCUGGCCGUUGUAGUCAUAGUUCCACCAGCAACUCUGCUUUCUCCUCGAACGUCCCAGUUCAGGAAAACAUUCAGACGGAGAUGUGAGGCUUUCCCACAAACCAGCCAAAGAUGUGAAGAGGUAUUAAGUACGUUUGAGAAAACCUAUGUCGGAAAAGACCCGUGUAACUUUCCGGAGGAAGCUUACCGUCCGCUCUUUGAGGAUUACCCAUUCACACAUUCAUGUGACAAGACAAUGUUCUGGAGCGACACAAAAGAUCUGGUGGAUCAGUUCUGUAAGGAAAGGAAUCAUUUCGUCCCCCUGCAGAACACGCUGUUAGGGAACAUCUUGGACGACCAGAAGUGGUGCGGAAAGAAGAGCAGCAAAGAUACUUUCAUCUGCUUGUGUAAAACGUGUAAGAUCAACCCCGUGUCUUCAUUCUGGGUCAGAGCCUCUGCAGAGUUUGCAAAAUAUGCUUGUGGUCAUGCCAAUGUUCUGCUAGAUGGAGCGAUAAGCAAACCAUUUGAUCCCACCAGAAACUUUGCUGUUGAAGUUAAGAACCUCGCCUUUCCCAGAGUGAAGAGCCUGACUGUUAUUCUUGUUAUCAAGAAUAAUAAUGCAGCUUGUAGCCAUGAGUCUCUGCAGGUUUUACGAAACCUUCUGGAUCCAAACAUUGAUUACGACUGCCGUACAGUGACUCGAUCCAAGAUACUGGAGUGUAUAGAAACAGGAACAACCACUGAUGCCUGUUGGACUUAAAGCUAUAAGCUGUAAAGAAAUAUCUUAAAUACAUGUAACUUUUUUUUAACCAUUCGUAAUUAGUAUUUUAUUGGUUGUGUUUUUUGUUGCAAAAUAGCUAGUAAAAAUGCAUUUUGACAUUUAUUCAAAUUAAACCAGAAUAUUCAAUGUACCUAAUUGGGAUUUUAGGGUAUAAACAAAGUUGUUCCUCAUUAUGAGGUAGAGAGAAAAUGAUGCAUUUUUGAGGCCAUUACUUUGAAAUCACUUCUCUUGUCACAUAAGUACCACAAAAUAUCAGAAUACAACUUUAGGUCCAUCACCCAGCCCUAAAAUACAGUUAAUGGAGGUUCUACAAAAACAAAAAAAUAAAAAACUAGGUUUUAUACCUAUAUGUAUCUUUUGCUCAGUUAUGUGGUGGUAACAGAAAAUGGUUUAUUCAUAGUUUUUUCAAGGGACUAAAAUGUAAUCAAAUGAAAAUAUCUCCAUAAUUAAAAACAUUUCAUUCUACUCUUAAUUAUGGAGUAGAAAUUUAGUCAGUUUCUUGCCGUUAUUACCAAGUCUUCUAAGUUGCACUGAUGUAAAUAAAUAAGCCAGACCUGAUAACUUACCUACUGUAGCAAGACAUGAAUAAACCUGUUACAUGCCUGCCAUGCUGUUUGUUCCUCUUUCCCCUCCCCUUUGUCUCUUCGCAGGUACUAGGGAAAGCUGGUGUCAAUCUCCCCUGAUUGAUCCUCAUCAACCAUGGGCCAAUCAGCAUCCAGGGAGGCCUUAUUUAAGCAGCCCAUCUGGUGGGGAGAGCUCUCUCCAGCUGGCUCUGUGACCUAAUGCAUGUCUUGUUGCUCUUUGUGUGAACGGUUGUGGUGAGAGUUAGAGGGCGAGGUAAGUUUGGGGUACCCUGUACAUUUCAUCACGUAAGUGUUUUUUUCUGUUAGAUACACUAGGUAAGCAGGUGGGUGUCACCCAUGUAAAGUUUUGGUGGAAACUUUUGUUAGAUUAGAUAGGCAGGGUUUUUGUUUUCUUUGGUUUCUUUAGCACAGAUGGUAGUUAGGCCCUGUUUUGUUUUAUUAUUUUCUUUGAUUUGGCACCACCUAACCGUCCCUUUCUCCCCCACAGUUUGUAUGAGCCUUCUGGGAUUUUUGUUGUCAAUAAAUCCCUCCUUUUUAAAACGUU
Poecilia latipinna (sailfin molly) is the source of this 2030-nucleotide messenger RNA. Its product is annotated as ADP-ribosyl cyclase/cyclic ADP-ribose hydrolase 1-like. Bases 99 to 881 code for a protein of 260 amino acids. NCBI's taxonomy places the organism in Eukaryota, Metazoa, Chordata, Actinopteri, Cyprinodontiformes, Poeciliidae. Gene Ontology annotation, molecular function: phosphorus-oxygen lyase activity; NAD+ nucleosidase activity, cyclic ADP-ribose generating. Gene Ontology annotation, cellular component: plasma membrane. The record is from RefSeq and is a predicted model, not a curated record. Gene Ontology annotation, biological process: positive regulation of B cell proliferation. The transcript is spliced from 8 exons.